Eleginops maclovinus (Patagonian blennie) is the source of this 4835-nucleotide messenger RNA. It is a transcript of the gene kdm4ab, whose product is annotated as lysine (K)-specific demethylase 4A, genome duplicate b. Lineage: Eukaryota; Metazoa; Chordata; Actinopteri; Perciformes; Eleginopidae. Gene Ontology annotation, biological process: chromatin remodeling; regulation of gene expression. The record is from RefSeq and is a predicted model, not a curated record. Bases 165 to 3710 code for a protein of 1181 amino acids. The transcript has 23 exons. Gene Ontology annotation, cellular component: chromatin; nucleus. Gene Ontology annotation, molecular function: histone H3K9 demethylase activity; histone H3K36 demethylase activity.
UGGUAAUGGAGGCUAGUGGUCUAUUCACAGGGGGUGUAGUUAGCAAGCUGUCUCCUUUCUCCUAUGUUCAGAACGGCCGGUUUUAUUUAUUACGAUUUGUUUACAACGCAAGGGAGGUCGUCUGAGUCAACCGAAAGCAGGCUGAACUGCCAUCCAGUUUUGGCAUGGCAUCAGACGGGGUUUCCCAAAACCAUGGUUCCAAGGGGAUCAUGACUUUUUACCCCACUGCUGAGGAAUUCAAGAACUUCAGCCGCUACAUUGCAUAUGUGGAGUCCCAGGGAGCACAUAAAGCAGGCCUGGCCAAAAUUGUCCCACCAAAGGACUGGAAGCCCAGAGGCUCUUAUGAUGACAUAGACGAUUUGGUGAUCCCUGCCCCCAUUCAGCAGGUGGUGACAGGCCAGUCAGGCCUUUUCACACAAUACAACAUUCAAAAGAAGUCCAUGACCGUCAGAGAGUUUCGCAAGAUUGCCAACAGCGACAAGUUCUGUAGUCCACAUUAUGAUGACUUUGAGGAACUGGAAAGGAAGUACUGGAAGAAUGUGACGUUUAACCCUCCCAUAUACGGGGCAGAUGUUAAUGGGUCUUUGUACGGCCGUGAUGUCAAAGAGUGGAACAUUUGCCAUUUGGACACCAUUUUGGAUACUGUUGAACACGAAAGCGGCAUCACCAUCGAGGGAGUUAAUACACCCUACUUGUAUUUUGGCAUGUGGAAGACCACCUUUGCAUGGCACACUGAGGACAUGGACCUCUACAGUAUCAACUACUUGCACUUUGGAGAGCCCAAAUCAUGGUACUGUGUUCCUCCAGAGCAUGGGAAGAGAUUGGAGCGUUUAGCUAAAGGUUUCUUUCCUGGUAGUUCCCAAAAUUGUGAAGCCUUUUUGAGGCACAAGAUGACUCUCCUCUCUCCCUCUAUUCUGAAGAAGUAUGGCAUUCCGUUCGAAAAGAUUACUCAGGGGGCUGGUGAGUUCAUGAUAACUUUUCCCUAUGCCUAUCACGCUGGCUUCAACCACGGCUUCAAUUGUGCAGAAUCCACCAACUUUGCAACAGAGAGAUGGAUCGAGUAUGGCAAGCAAGCCGUUUUGUGCUCGUGCCGCAAAGACAUGGUGAAGAUUUCCAUGGAUGUUUUUGUGAAGAAAUACCAGCCGGAUCGCUAUGAACAGUGGCUGGCAGGAAAAGAUGCAUCACCCAUCGACCACACACGGCCCACCCCCGAGGCGAAGGAGUUCCUAGGGGAUUCCUAUGAUAUCACCUGCAACAGUAACUCCAUGGAGAGCUGUGGGGAGGACGGAGAGCGGAAGAGUGCUACACACAGGAUAGAGACAAAGAGACACAGAGUUUGUCUGGAGGUGCCUGAGGAGGUUGUUCCCAAGGAUGAAGAUGAGGAAGAUGUGGAGCUGUAUGGGAAGCGUCCCAGGCUGAGCCUUAUACCGCCACGUACUAUGUCACAAGAUGGCAAGAAAAUAAAAGGCCCACCAAAACUGGUUGUCACACCAACCAAGCUCACGUUGUUGGAUCCAUUUCACAGAAGCCUGACCCAAAGCAACAGUGACGUCGUCCGCGCCCCACAUUAUUCCAAGACUCGUGCUCCUGCAAUCUCGUCUCAGUCCCAGCCCAGAAACGGACAUAUGUCAGUUUCAGCUGCACCUUCGUGGACAGAAGCCCCCGCUCAGCCUGCGCGCAAAAUGGGAGUAGCCAGCCUGCUCUUCCACAGGACUCUGGAUCCAAAAGAGACUCUCCAAGUGCAAAGCUACACUCUGGUGAAGCAUCAACAGCCUCACACACAGCUGCAGGUGCACAGCUAUGCCCGAGAGCAUCAACCCCGUCACCUCCAGCACAAAACCUGCACACCAUCAGUCGCUCAGGGCCAGCCCUCGCCUCAGGCACCGGGCUGCGAAAGGAUAGAGCCACAACCAGAGUCCAAGAUUAUUCUUACCAAAGCAGCCCUGAAUGAAUCAGCAGCACAGAGUCUUGAGGAGCUGGAUCAAAAGGAUGAAAAACCUGAAAUAUCAGUCACUGCUGAGCCUCCGGCUAACGUGAAACCAACUGUCAAGACUGCUUUCUAUCUGCCUCAAACACAACUGAAAGAGUUGAGCAAAACAGAGAUGGAUGUCCCUAUGAACAACAAGCGAAAGAGUAAGCAAUCCCCCCUUGAAGAUAGUGGCAUUAUCAUCCUGAAUGACACCAUUCCUGUCAGCAAACCAAUCCAGGCUGAGGUGAAGGUGGUCCCUCAGAAUCAUCACCAGGUGUCAGAAGAGCAGUCGUACUGCAAGUCAGUUGUGAAGAAGCUGCAGCAGCAGGCGCAGCUCUGCCAGCUGCCCCGCCAUCACCCUCUGUUCAGAGAGGAGCACAGCGACGACGACGACGAUUACAUAAAUGAGGAGUUUGAGCAGGAGGAGACCGAGGAGUGGGCGAAGCCGCUGACCCAGCUGUGGCAGUCCCGGCCGUUCAACCCUCGCGCAGAGAGAGAGUACAACAAGAGCAUGGGCAAGAAGGCACCCUACUGCUCCAUCUGCAUGCUCUUCCACACCUACCAUCAGUCUGAGUCCAGCAGUGGGAGUUCCAGCGUGGCGUUGGUAAAUCGUCCAGGGGGCCGCCAGUUUUCCAAGCCACUCAUCCCUGAAAUGUGCUUCAACACACAAUCUAGCAAGACGAAUGAUAACGGGGAGGGUCAGCUGUCCAACCCUCAUAUAGCCGAGGACGGGACCAGCCGGCUGGUCACCUGCGCUCAGUGCUGCGUCCGCGUACAUACCAGUUGCUACGGUGUGUCUGGAGAUGGAGCAGAGCUAGACGACUGGCUGUGCGCCCGCUGUGAUGCAGGAGCCAUCACUGAGGACUGCUGCCUUUGUUCCCUGAGAGGCGGCGCUCUGCAGAGAGCCAACAAUGACAAGUGGGUUCAUGUGCUCUGUGCCAUCACCGUGCUGGAAGCUCAGUUUGUCAACGUCACUGAGCGAGGGCCCAUUGACCUUGCUACCAUCCCGCUGCCACGCUUCAAACUGAAGUGUGCAUACUGCAGGAAGCGGAUGAAGAGGGAGGUGACUGGCUGCUGCGUCCAGUGCUCCCACGGGCGCUGCUCCACGGCGUUUCACCCCACCUGCGCCCAGGCCGCCGGGAACCUCAUGCACCCGGACGACUGGCCCUUCAUAGUCUUCAUCACCUGCCACAGACACAAAACGCUCGUCAUACCCGAGCGCAACCGGGCGUCCAUGCGGGAGCUGGUCAUCGGGCAGAGGGUGAUAUGCAAAUACAAAAACACCCGGUACUACCACAGCGAGGUGGUGGAGCUGACCACAGCCACUUUCUAUGAGGUGGUGUUCGACGACGGCUCCUACAGCGACAACCUCUUCCCAGAAGACAUUGAGAACCGUGACUGCGUCCGCCACGGCCCCCCCGCCAAAGGUGAAGCAGUUCAGGUGCGGUGGACAGACGGGUUGAUAUACGGAGCCAAGUUCAUGGCGUCGCACUCCAUCCCCAUGUAUCUGGUGGAGUUUGAGGAUGGAUCACAAAUCUCUGUGAAGCGAGAAGACAUCUACACUCUGGAAGAGAAUCUGCCCAAACGAGUCAAGUCCCGACUGUCGGUGGCGUCAGACAUGCGCUUCGAGCUCUUUUCUCAGAGCAACGUCAAGCAGAACUCCAAAAGGCAACGAGUGAUCAACUCACGGUACAGAGAGGACUACAUCGAGCCCGUCAUUUACAGAGCCAUCAUGGAAUGAGUCGUCGUCCUCCUCCUCCCUGUGCAGAGAUGCAGCUCCAGGUUUCUGAUUCUCAGUUUCUGGCUACUGCUAAUAGGAACGACCCCCCAUCCUCUUCCUCCUGCAACUCUUUCUUCCGUGGCUUGUCAGGCUACAUAUUUAUGAACUACGGCUGGGACUUUAAAAGACUUUUGUCUGCAUCAAAUACUAUUCUUUGACCUCAACCCACAUCCCAUGUACAUCAUCCAUUUCAUUUUCCUUUUUCUCAGGAAGAAGCCAUCAAUCAAUUCUUAAAUAUGGGAAAGGUUUGACAUCUAGGGCAAGAUAUAUUGUUUCCUCUACCACCCCGUUUAGGACAGUUUUCUACUUGUGACAAUUCUUCUAAAAUGAAGGUUUGGCUCUUGAUUUACAGCCUCAUGUUGUUUUCAUAACAAUUGAUCAUAAUAUUUUGUAGUGAGGGUUUAAAGGAACCAUUAUCUUUGGUCAGUUUGUUUUUAUCUAUCACCUGUUGACUAGAAAAAAACAAAUCAAUCAGGAACUGUUUUAGAUGCAACCCCAAAGAAGUCACCUUUUGACACAUCUCUGGAUUGUACUUCAAGUGAUGCAUGGAGUGAUAAGUGUGUGUCAAUGUGCAUCUACUGUGGAGAUAAAAACAAAAUUAGACAUGUUUGGAAGGCCCAAGCCUUAGAUUUCCAAGGGCCAAGCAUACUUUGUUUUUUUUUUUAAAUGUUAAGGUUUAUUCAAACUAUUUUAAUUAUAUUUACAGUUAUUAUAACAUUUUAUUUAUGUGUUAAGUUUGAAAACAAAGCUAUUUUUGUCAUGUCCUUUUCACAAUAUGUAGGAACCCUAAGAUGUUUUUAGAUUUAUUAUAUUGAUGGGUUUUCAGACAAACAGAUUACAUUUUGAGACUUGCCCUCCUGUACUGGGAUCAGAGGGUGUGAGUGCUCUGGCUCCAGUCCCUCUCGAAGCAAAAAGCACUUAUUUUUACUCCUGCCUGCCACAGGAGUUUACCAUUUUGUUGACACAUGUCCUUCACCCAGAUUAGCUUUGUUGUGUUUCUGAUAAGCGCUACUGUAGCUCUAGAUGUACAUGGUUCUAGGUUGAUCCCAAAUAAAUGAAAAGAUUAAAGCAUCCUUUUGAAGUUUC